AUGCUGCCCGAAGCGCGCGAGUCGCUGGAGGCGGCGCGGCGCGCGCCCGGGGGCCUGCUGCCGCGCGACUCCGCCUUCCCGCUCGCCGAGCUGUGCGUGUGCAUCGGCUUCUUCCUCGUGUUCGUCAUCGAAGAGGUGGCGCACCGCGCCUUCGCGCACCGCGCCGCCGCCACCGCCGCCGCAACCUCCGCCCCAGCCCACGCCCACGGCGACGCGCUGCUGGCGACCCCCAAGACGCCCGUGUCCGCCCCAGCCAUCCCCGAGAAGCAGCCGCCGUCGCCCACCGCCGUGGCGACGCCUCCCGACGCAGCGCUGCCCACGGCCGUGGCGUCGGCGCCGCCGCAGUGCUGCGCCACCGUCGAGGCAGAGCUGCACAAAAUGGACGCCGGCGGCGGCGGGGAUGCGGAGAAGGGCUCGGCACCCAAAUUGCUGGUGCACUUGCUAGCGUCCACGCUCUCCUUGGAACAAAAGGACCCUAACGGGCUGCCCAUUUCGACAGCAGUCCAUCAUCAUCACCACCAUGUUCACCAUUUGGGUCAUCAUCACCAUCACCACCACCAUCAUCACCACCACUUGCCGACCGGCGGCGAGAAGACUGUCAUGGGCCACCUGCGAAGCGUCAUGGUGGUGCUAGCUCUCUCAUUUCAUUCGGUGAACUCCCGUGGCUGCCCGGGUAGGGCGCGGGUAACGCAGGCAGGCGGUGCGCAGGUGUUCGAGGGGCUGGCCAUCGGGCUGCAGCCGACGCAACGCGACGUGUGGUACCUGUUCGCGGCGGUGUCGGUGCACGCGAGCGCCAUCCUCUUCUGCGUGGGGCUGGAGCUGGUGAUGUCGGGCAUGCGCGUGCUGACGCUGCUGGCGUACGUGGUGGUGCUGGCGCUGGUGUCGCCGCUGGGCGUGGCGCUGGGCGUGGCGGUGACGUGCGUGGGCGGUGGCGCCUCGUCGCCCACGCAGACGCUGGUGGUGGGCGUGCUGCAGGGCGUCGCCGGUGGCACCAUCCUCUACAUUACUUUCUUCGAGGGGGCCACGACCACGGCGCAGAGGACAGCCACGCGCCGGGCGACGGCAACGCCACUCACCCCGAAGCGCUGCACCACCACAGCGCCUAGGCCGUUCGGCUGCUCGGCCGCGCCUCCACUUGUCUUCCACUGGCUCCGCGGCGCCCUCUCUGCGCGGGGCCCCGGCGGCGCCCUCGAUCCUUCCGCCCCAGCGGGCGAUACCCCUCACAGACUCCACAUCAACGUCCAAGAGCAGUGCACCAAGCUGGACGUCCGCUUCCUGGAAGCCUACUGCGCAGGAGCUGGAACUCAGGAGCUUGAGCUUAGAAGCUUGAACGCAGGAGCUGGAGCUCAGGAGCUGGAGCUCAGGAGCUGGAGCUCAGGAGCUAGAGCUCAGGAGCUGGAGCUCAGGAGCUGGAGCUCAGGAGCUGGAGCUCAGGAGCUGGAGCUCAGGAGCUGGAGCUCAGGUGCUGGAGCCCAGGUGCUGGAGCCCAGCUUCUGUGACAAAGAAGCCCGAGAAGUGUUUUGGUGUGUUAUUGCGGAAGAAGAGAUCGACGUGGCGCCCAUUUGUAUUGAGAGUACUUCCAGUGUGAUGGAAGAAACAAACGAACAAACGAUUGAGGCUCACCAGAAGUCGAGGGAGCGCCGGAGCGGGCUGCGCGGGGGCAGGGCGAAGGCGAGGUCGUCGCGCAGAGCGGUGCGCGGCAGCGGACGCACGGGACAAGGCAGCGCGUGCAGCAGCGGCUCGGCGUCGAACGUGGCCACGAAGGCGUAG
Messenger RNA from Gryllus bimaculatus (two-spotted cricket), 1770 nucleotides. The record is from the annotation of a GenBank genome assembly. Lineage: Eukaryota; Metazoa; Arthropoda; Insecta; Orthoptera; Gryllidae.